Messenger RNA from Purpureocillium takamizusanense, 399 nucleotides. RefSeq lists its product as uncharacterized. The coding region runs from base 1 to 399 and encodes 132 amino acids. The record is from RefSeq and is a predicted model, not a curated record. The transcript has 2 exons. NCBI's taxonomy places the organism in Eukaryota, Fungi, Ascomycota, Sordariomycetes, Hypocreales, Ophiocordycipitaceae.
AUGCUGGCCCUCACAGUCUCGGCUUCCAGCACCGUAAGCGUCAGCUACGAUCCGAUUUACGACGUCGCCGCCACCUCCCUGAACAAGGUCGCUUGCUCCGACGGGCCACACGGCCUCCAACGAUUCGGCUACACUACCCUGGGCCAUGUCCCCAAGUUCCCCAUGAUUGGGGGCGCUCAGGUCGUCGCGGGCUACGGCUCGGAAGCUUGCGGCACCUGCUGGGAACUGACGUACAAUACGACGUCGAUCCGGCUGACGGCGCUCGACCAUGCCGAUACCGGCUUCAAUAUUGCACUCGCGGCCAUGAACGCCUUGACUGGCAAUAGGGCCCAGGUCCUCGGGAGGGUUCAGGCAACGGCAACACAACCGGAUGCUGCUGCAUGUGGCAUCCGAGGAUAA